GCUCGUCGUACACCUAUGCGCGCUGCUCCAUUUCGAUCCGAUCUCGCGCUCUCGAACCGAUUUUUUUGUUUUGUCUCUUCGCAAGUGUCAUUUUUUACGAAUCCUCUGUCAAUGCUUAUAUAAUAUAUAUAUAUAUAUACCAAUGUUGUCAUAAAAAAAAAACUAACUUUUUACAAGUAUAAUAGUUUAAUAGUAUUAGAAGGAGAAUAUAUUAUAAGAGACGAUAAAAUAAAAAGAUGAGCAUCAGCGACGAGGUGACGAUUCGAGAGGCACGUCGGGAGGACUGUCAGGCCAUUAUCAACUUGUCGAAGGAAAUCGCCAACUUCCACAAGCACUUCAACGCACCCCAGAUCGACGUCAAAGUUUUGGAGCACGACACGUUCGACGUGGAAAAUCCAAACAUGGGCUUCUAUGUGGCCGUGAUGAACGACAACGUCAUUGGUUACGGUCAUUACUAUUACACGUACACCUUGAGACUCGGGAGAAACAUGUGCCUGCAGGACCUCUACGUGCAAGAGAAAUUUCGAAAUCGGCGCAUCGGUGACAAGCUCAUGCAGGCCAUUGCUCAUAAAGCGAUCGAGCAGAAUAUCGGCAAGAUGGAGUUUGUCGUCACGGAUUGGAACCCGGCCAAAUCGUUUUACAAGCGCAUGGGAGCGCUCGACAUUACCGAGAGCGAGGCUUUCCACGUCUAUCAACUCGAUCGAAGCUCCAUACAGAAGAUUGCCUCCCCCGAUACAUGACAAAUCCGUCCCAUCGUCAACCGAUCGCGGCUACGUUUUGUCCUCGCCUCUUAUCUGUACGCCGAUUUUUGUUAAGCGCAUAGUACAUCGUCGUUGCCGCACGUGAUUUUCAUCAUGAGUUUAACGGCUAAUCACUCCCGUGUUAAAUAAGUUGGCGUUUUUUAAUUUAAUUAAAAAUGUCUGUUUCUGCAAACAAAAAAACAAAAAAAAAAAAAAAAAGAUAUUGGCAUAGUAUAUACUAUUAUUCCCGUACAUUUUGAGAUGCUGUAUACCUUAUUCACGUAAGACUGAUCAAGAUCGUUAUGUAACUUUUCGUGUGCUCUUUUGAUGCAACCACAAUAAUUAGGCAAAGGAAUACUAUUUAAUAUCUUUCAUCUAAUUUUUUGCCAUUUUAUUGAAGGUAUUUUGGCUGUUUAUUAAUUUAUCCUGCUGUACUUAUUUAAAACAGGGGUACUCGCUUUUGAGUGCCAAUAUUGCAAACUUUGUUGACGUGUAAUUGUGUAAUUUUGUAUGUAGAUUUCUUUUUUUCCAAGGUAGUUAUGAUUUUUGGAAUAAAUCCUAUUUUGGUAUAAUGUAUUAUUUGUUAAAGUAUUAAAGAAACGGGUUUUUGAAUGAAAA
Molecule: messenger RNA, 1358 nt
Organism: Copidosoma floridanum
Lineage: Eukaryota; Metazoa; Arthropoda; Insecta; Hymenoptera; Encyrtidae
Product: thialysine N-epsilon-acetyltransferase-like
Molecular function (GO): N-acetyltransferase activity
Source: RefSeq, a predicted model, not a curated record